This is a messenger RNA of Lytechinus variegatus (green sea urchin), 2492 nucleotides long. It is a transcript of the gene ovca2, whose product is annotated as esterase OVCA2-like. The record is from RefSeq and is a predicted model, not a curated record. NCBI's taxonomy places the organism in Eukaryota, Metazoa, Echinodermata, Echinoidea, Temnopleuroida, Toxopneustidae. The transcript is spliced from 8 exons. Gene Ontology annotation, cellular component: cytoplasm; nucleus. The coding region runs from base 134 to 820 and encodes 228 amino acids. Gene Ontology annotation, biological process: response to retinoic acid.
CUCGGGAAGUUUUGACUUUUGAGUUUGACGGCCGGCGGGAUAUUCAGACUUGAGAAAUACCAAUUCAUUUGCUUUCAACUUGUUUCUUUGGUAGUAUCGAUUUUAGUGCUUCGAAGCUUUCCAUCGAGGAAAAAUGGGUGACAGAGCAUCAGUAGAUUUAUUAAAGAUCCUGUGUAUCCAUGGCUACAGACAGACUGGUAAAACUUUCCGAGAGAAGACUGGAUCUUUGAGAAAGGCUCUUAAGAAAAAUGCAGAGUUUGUUUACAUCGAUGCUCCUAAUCUAAUCAAAAGUACGAGUGAUGAGGGUCCUGCAACCAAUGAAGAGAGAGGCUGGUGGUUUUCAGACAAUGAGGGCAGUUUCCGUGCAGUGCAGAAAACAGAUGUCAAUCCAGGCUACAAUGAAUCUUUGGAGACUAUUGCACAAGCUCUGAAAGAACAGGGUCCUUUUGAUGGUGUUCUCGCAUUCAGCCAAGGGGCGGCCAUGCUUGCCUUGAUAUGUGGCCUAAAACAACAGGGCGAUACGAGGUUCCCAUUCAAUUUUGCAAUUUUAGUGGCAGGCUUUAGGAGUCUCAGUUCUGGUCACGAUCAUUGCUUCAAAGAGAAAAUCACUUGCCCAACACUUCAUGUGUUUGGAGACACUGACCAAGUCAUACCUAAAGAAUCAAGUGAGGCUAUGCUACAGUACUUCACAGACCCGGUAAUACUGCAACACACAGGAGGUCACUAUGUACCAGCAACAUCGUCAGAAAAGAAAGUGUACAUCCCUUUCCUCCAAGAGCAAGACAGGAAAAAGAAAGAACAGCCGGAUCCAGCAUCAUGACCUCAACAAAUGUGAUCUUCCAUGAACAAGUUGUUUUUAGUUAUUUUCCGGGCCCAGUGACACAUGUAAAAUAAUGAUUGAUUUUAGAGUAAGAAAGUGUGACAUCAACUUUCCAUUUUUGCAUUUCAUAUUGUCUCGCCUGCAUAGCAGUGCGAGACUAUAGGCGCUGCUUUUCAGACGGCAGCGUCUUGAUAAUCAUAAUACUUAUGGAGGAUAUUUAUUAAGCGCAUAAUAACUAGUGUAGUCCUCUAUGUGCUGUAAACAAAACAUGAAUGUACAUAAGGCAAUAAAACUACCGGGUACCCAUUUAGCACCUAAGUCGAGAGUGGCAAAGUGUGGAUUAAUGCCUUGCCAAAGGAGGCUAGACCACGGUGGGAUUCAAACACAUGACCCUCUGUUUACAAGGUGAGAGUCAGAACCACAACACCAUGGCUCUUCCUCUAUUCUACACUUUCUAAUUUUUUGAGAUCUUUGUCAUGUAAGCCAAAUAAGAGUGCAUUACAGCAGUCAAUCCUUGACACAAGAUAUUCAGAUAUUCAAAAUUCAUUGUCGUGCCCAAAAUAAAAAGAAAUUACAUUGGCAUGAAAAUCAUAUUCCGGCUGUUGGUAAACAAAGGUACAAUGGAUAACAUAUAAUAAAUAUGUAAAAAAAAAUAAUGGCAUUAGAUAAAAUGCAAUGGAAAAAUUACACUGACAUAAUACUAACCCAAAACAAUCUAUAGUGCGCUGCAAGGGCAGCUGCUCUGAAACUCCAGCUGGUGCCAUGGGGGGAACACCCCAAGCACGGUGCAGGUCCAACACAUCCAUGGGCCCCGGUUCGACAUCUAGCAAUCACAAACACCACGUCACAACACAUCACACUCCAAAAACCCACCCAUACCAUACCAUAAUAAUAAACACAUUAGAAAAAUUCCACACCAAAAACACACCCCAUACCACACAUUACAAAAACACAUCACACUGCAACACAACUCACAACACAUUAUACCAAUCCACAUUACACACCACUCAAAUUCAUCAACAACACUGAUGUCGAACAGCACCCAUCCAGUGCUGAUAACCACGCCCGGCGGUCCUCCCAUAGGACCAAGCAGCAUAGCCUCAGCACAGACGCCCCUGCAACUUAUAAAAGUAAUAUAGCAUGACAAUUAAGUUUAUAAAAAAAAAUCAAUUAAUUUGAAAUACAUGUUGGAGUAGGUACUUGUCGGUAUUUCGUCCCAAUUUGAAGCGUAUUGCCCACUAACAAACAGUAUUGCACAUGACAUAGAUUUAGGGGGGGGGUCAUCGUUCAAACUCUGCAUUGUAAAGAACCAUUGCAUUUGUGAGGAAAGAACAUCUGAACCUGCUAGUCCUUAUUCUUGGUAACCGUUUGCGCCUAGACCUAUUAAAACUAUAAAUUAGUAAGAGAUGCGUAUCGUCUCUAAUGAUAUUAUGUAGCUUGUCAAAGACUGCUACAUGUAUGUAAGCUAUGUCUUCUUACUGGGUUAUUGGCAAACCUAUCACUUUACUGGAAGUUUUUAUUGCCUUGCUCAGCCUAUCCUUAUUCUGGGAAGUUAGACCCAAAAAACAGAAAGUAUACUCUCUGGUUCGCCUUUGAGACAAUUUUUUUGUCUCACCUGCAUAGCAGAGUUAGACUAUAGGCGCCGCUUUUCAGACUGCGGCGGCGUCAACAU